Plasmopara halstedii is the source of this 1158-nucleotide messenger RNA. RefSeq names its product WD40 repeat protein. Gene Ontology annotation, molecular function: protein binding. The record is from RefSeq and is a predicted model, not a curated record. Gene Ontology annotation, cellular component: nuclear pre-replicative complex. The coding region runs from base 1 to 1158 and encodes 385 amino acids. Lineage: Eukaryota; Oomycota; Peronosporomycetes; Peronosporales; Peronosporaceae. The transcript has a single exon. Gene Ontology annotation, biological process: DNA-templated DNA replication; rRNA processing.
AUGACGACGAAUCCACUGUCUGACAAUGUGCUGCUACUUGGUUCAAGCGAGACAAAUGAGCUACUGGUUGUAGAUGCAUCAAACGGUAGUCGAUUGUUCUGUUUUAAAAAUUGUCGCUCGGCGAUGAAUGGUGUGCAUGUAGUGCCGCGUACAAACCAUUUAGUGGGUGUGCAGGAGGGUAAAUUAGCACUUCACCUCUGGAACUGGGGCAAGGAUAUGCCUGUAUUCAAGUGCCAUGUGGCUGAAAAGAUGGGACCGAUAACAUCUUCAACUUGUGGCAACAUUCUCUUUGCUGGUGCAACGUCAGGAAAAGUUUACGUUUGGGAUAUCAAGACUGGAGAGUUAGUGACAGUUUUUGACGCACACUACAAGCGUGUGUCAGCUUUAGCUUUGACGUCGGAUGAUUCCCACCUGAUUACUGCAGGAGAAGAUGCUCUGGUGCAUGUAUGGCGACUUGUGGAUCUACUGGAUGAACCAGACAUAGUCUCAAGUUUUCAACAAGGAGUAACACCCAUUGUGAGCUUUACGGACCAUGUGCUACCCAUUACGUCACUACAUGUCGGUCUUGGUGAUGUCAACGCUCGUAUCUAUACAUCAUCUCUAGAUCGUACGUGCAAGAUAUGGUCACUACAUUCAUCUCAAUGCCUCUUUAGCGUCUCGUGUCCGUCAUAUGUAAAUACUUGCAUAGCUGACCCUAUGGAGCAACGACUUUUCAUGGGCUGUGGAAAUGGUGAAAUCUAUACACUGGAUUUAAAUGCUGCUGCUACGAUUGCCACAGCUGCAACAGCACGUGUUGCAAAUGCGUCAAGAAAUUUGUCGUCUACAAAUGGAUCACCAUGGGGUUCAGAAGCUUUGUUACCAGAUACUUUCCAAGGUCAUGAGACUAGUGUCACUAUGUUGCAAGUCCAUUCUAGUGGUGCGUUCUUAAUCUCAGGGGAUGAGGCUGGAGUGAUCCAUAUAUGGGAUAGUAUAAGUCGCCAGUCCUUACGCACUAUUAAGUUCUUUAAAGGGAAGAUAACAGCUCUGGUUCUUCUUCGUCGACCGCGAAAUCUAUUGCACCAGGAAAAGAUGCCGCUGUAUCUUGACAGCAACGACUUGAUGGUCACGCCGCUUCCUGUUGCUCCAUUAAAGAAAUAUAUGAAUACUAAUUCCACGUAA